Messenger RNA from Olea europaea var. sylvestris, 1287 nucleotides. RefSeq names its product two-component response regulator ORR9. NCBI's taxonomy places the organism in Eukaryota, Viridiplantae, Streptophyta, Magnoliopsida, Lamiales, Oleaceae. Gene Ontology annotation, biological process: cytokinin-activated signaling pathway; phosphorelay signal transduction system. The record is from RefSeq and is a predicted model, not a curated record. The coding region runs from base 584 to 898 and encodes 104 amino acids. The transcript is spliced from 2 exons.
UGCAGCCCCUAUGAACCGAGCUCGUAUACAUGGAGCUUGGUCCACUUUAUAAAUUAUGAAUUGGUCUGUGUGUACAAGGAAGGGUUUACACGUGUACAGAACCCUCCAGAGCACACACAAUAGGUGGCCCCAUGUGGGACCCACCUCAUAUUAAAAAAAAAAUCCCUAUCGUGGGUAUUUUGGAGGGGUUCUGUAAACUCCCUGUACACACAAACCAACUCGUAAAUUAUACUAUGAAUCCUAUAUAAUAUCAGGUAUUCAUCUUUGUUGAAGUAAAGAAUGAAAACAUGUUGCCCUAUCAAAUACAAUAAGCUUUUAGAUUUAAAUUGUGUGUGUUAGGUUUUCAUAGGCUAAAAAUGAAUCCAGCCCACAGUGACGUGACGGAUUUAAGUUGAGAUCUAAAUGAAAAAAUAUUGCUCUAUUUAAUAGUUUAAACUUUUACACGAGAUUGAUUAGUUAGCAGUUUUCCUUUUACUAGUUUACAUCCAAUAAAGUAAAAAAGAAAAUAAUCUUGACCGAAAAAGAAGGUUCAAUGAAUUUAUGGGCUUCCUUGUCUUGACAGGAAUCAUCAUCUCUGAAGAACAUGCCAGUAGUCAUUAUGUCAUCCGAGAAUGUUCCUUCAAGAAUCAGCAGAUGCUUGGAGGAAGGAGCAGAAGAAUUUUUCCUCAAACCAGUGAGAUUAUCAGAUGUGAAUAAGCUUAGGCCCCAUCUGAUGAGAACCAAAUGCUGCAAAAAUAUUCAAAAUCAAGAAAACCAAGAAAAUAAAGAAUCUCCAGAAAUUCAAUUACACACAGCAGCACAAUCCAAUAAUAGUAAUAAGCGGAAGGCUAUUGAUGAAGGGAUUUCUCCUGACAGAACAAGGCCUAGAUACAGUGACCUUACUUUGGUUUCCAAUUAAUCAAUGCGGAAAACUGGAUUGUAUAUUUGCUCAAACCAUGUUCGAGCGAGAUUCUUCCCCUAAUAAACGGAGAUCACUCUAUUUAAAUGUCAAUUAGCAGAUCAAGGCAAGGCCUUGUAAGUCAGCAAGAAAGAGGCGUCGACAAAGAGAGACUGGAUCACCAGCUGAGGCUCCUAAACUGAUCCAAGCAAAUUAAUAGUAAUUUUUUCAUGUUUUGUUUUCUUUCUUUCUUUUUAGUCCAUGUUAAUAUGAGAAUAAGAGAUGUGUAGAGAGUAAAGAGGGGGGAGAAAAUUAUAGAUUCUUAUUGUCAUGUAAAUUGAACAAAAACUGAAAAAUCACAGGGUCAGCUUAGUACCAAUUGAAUUUUAAGUAGUUUUCAAUUUUCUUGA